AUGAUCAACCUGAAAGCGCAUACAAUUAUCCUACUAGUAUCUACCUGCUGCCAAGCCGGAUUUACGCCGGCCCAGCUCGCCAAGAUCCACGAACACGCGGAACCAUGCAACAAACAGCUCGGCAUUCCCGCCAAUCGACACCUGGAGGAACGUGCCGAGGACGGAGAUCCAACGCUGGAGGACGAACUGUCCAAGAAGUUUCUAUUUUGCGUGAUGCUUCGGAUGAAAAACGUCGACGAACGGGGAGAUAUACAGCGGGAGCAAUUUACCAAGUUUGUGGCCGAUGGACACGACACUGCGAAUCUUACCAAGGCAUUGGACGAGUGCAGCCCCAAAACGGGCGCUCCGGAGGAGAGAACGCUGCAUUUCUACAAGUGUUACUAUAGGCAGCAAUUUUUCAAAAUUUAA
Messenger RNA from Culex quinquefasciatus (southern house mosquito), 408 nucleotides. RefSeq lists its product as uncharacterized. Gene Ontology annotation, biological process: sensory perception of smell. The transcript has 2 exons. Gene Ontology annotation, molecular function: odorant binding. The record is from RefSeq and is a predicted model, not a curated record. NCBI's taxonomy places the organism in Eukaryota, Metazoa, Arthropoda, Insecta, Diptera, Culicidae. The coding region runs from base 1 to 408 and encodes 135 amino acids.